Molecule: messenger RNA, 1109 nt
Organism: Mercurialis annua (annual mercury)
Lineage: Eukaryota; Viridiplantae; Streptophyta; Magnoliopsida; Malpighiales; Euphorbiaceae
Exons: 5
Coding region: 129-728 (199 amino acids)
Source: RefSeq, a predicted model, not a curated record
GGCAUUAUUUUUACAUGGGUUUUGGACCGUUAAAUACCCUAAUCAAAUCUUGAUUUUCUUCACAUUUUCCUCUGAAAUCAGAACUUUGUUGCAAUUGAGGUCGAUUCUUGAUCUGGGCAUAUCAAAAAAUGGGGAAAAAUCAAGCUUACAAAGCUAUGCAAAGAGCGAGACUUGGCUCUAGCUCUGCAGGCCCAGAAGAGGUCGAAGAUGGCAUGGUGGAUGGUUCUUUUCAUUCACCAGCUUGGCAUGCUGCUCGUUUGGCCAGCCUUAAUACUUCUCACACAGUCACAUGGGAAGAGUUUAAGAAGAAGCAAAAGGAAGAUGAACUUAAAAAGGGUGCACUGGAAGCUGAUACAGAUAGAAUGAUGAGAGAGUACAGAGCUCAACUUGAUGCUGAAAGGUCCCGGAAACUCGCCCAUGGAAGAAACCAUUCUAGUAGCAAAUCUAAUCAUAAGAAGGAUAGAAAGGAAAAAGAUUCAAAGAAGCAUGGCAGUAGAAAGAGAAAGCAUUCAAAGCGGAGAUCUUCAGAUUCCAGCUCAUCAAGUUCAUCCUCAGAAUCUUCAAGCAGCGACGAGGAGGAAAGAGAAUCUAGAAGAUCAAAGUCGAGAUCUAAGAAAAGAAAGAAGGAAAAGAAGCACAGGUCAAGAUCCAAGAACCCGGGCAGUGAUGCUGAAGAGGCUGAUGGUCCAGUGCCACUCUCAAGAUUCUUUGGGAGCGUGAAGACCUAAUUGGUUGAAGAUGGUGUCACAUAUGCAAAAUUCGCGUAAAGCUCUUCCCAGAGCAAGAGCGAACUCGACCGUCUUAUUCCUCAACGCGAGUGAUUGGCUUAUAUCAAACGUAAGCGAUUAUUUCUUUUGAAUUAUUGAGCUUGUAAUGGUUUCGUAAUUUUCCUCCAUGAAAUUAUUUUCCUAUUGGUUUGUUUUGGAGAAAUAGGCUGCAUUUGCCACAAGGCUUAGGAUUGUAGCAGUAGAGUAAGAGAUGCCAAACACUUAUGUAUUGUGUUUGGUGCAUGAAUACAGGAUAAUUUAGGUAUCCUGCUUUGUAUGUUUCAGACAGAAUUGGAUUUGUAAGAAUUGAUAAUAAUAUAAACUUAUAUAUCUCCCUAGUAA